Molecule: messenger RNA, 1428 nt
Organism: Magallana angulata
Lineage: Eukaryota; Metazoa; Mollusca; Bivalvia; Ostreida; Ostreidae
Exons: 5
Coding region: 40-1392 (450 amino acids)
Molecular function (GO): protein binding
Source: RefSeq, a predicted model, not a curated record
CUUAUCUAUCUUUAUCCAUUUUUAUUUGACACGUUAUUGAUGACAAUGGAGUUCAGUUUUUAUUUUCUUCUUAUAUUUUUCCAAACAAUAGCGUGUGUGCAUUGUGAGUUGUCUAAUGUGGCUUUCACUUUGGGCCAGACCAAUCAUCUUUAUCUCAGUCAUGGAGAACAGUUGACUUAUAACAAGAUCAUUACGAACUUGUCGGCCGAAUUUGACUCUCUAGGUUCGUUUGUUUCCAGAAAACCCGGACUCUAUGCUUUUCAUUUCUUCUCUCUGGCACACUCAGAAAGUAGAACGUGGAUUGAACUUUUUAAAAAUACAGAUUACAUAUGUUCUAUAUUUGGCUACACAUCACAUGGUUAUGCUGAUGCAGGAAACUCCGUGUUUCUCCAUCUAAAUGAACACGAUACCGUCAGCAUUAAAUCUCAUCCAUCUUAUGACACUACUCUUUACGGAACUGGGGAUCAAAUAUAUACGACAUUCACAGGAGUUUUGUUAAACCCUGACGACGCAGAAUAUCCAUAUCAAAAAGAGUCAUUUUCUGUUGGGCUUAACCAUCAUUUCCAGACAUCUCAAGGAGAACUAGUCAGAUACAAUAACAUUAUUGUAAAUAGCAAUGCCAAUGUAUUCAAUACACAGACUGGAAAAUUUACGGCCGCGAUGGACGGGACAUAUAUAUUUCACUACCAUGGACUUGCUCAGAAUGAUGAGGCUAUCUGGCUAGAGUUGUACCGUAAUGGAGAAUACGUCAACUCUGCAUUUGGCCACACUGAUUCCGGUUACGCCGAUGCCGGUAACACCGUCAUUUUGCAUCUUUCAAGAGGAGACCAAGUGUACAUCAAGGCGAGAAACAACUAUCAAGUCAAUCUGUAUGGUGCCGCUGAUCAAGUCUAUGCAACCUUUUCAGGAAAUCUUCUUGCUCCUCUAAGUCACGACUCAGAAGAUUCUCGAUCCGAAACGUCAUUUUCCGUCGGUCUUUCGCACCAUUUCACUGGAACAAAUCUGAUUUUUGAUCGCGUCUUCUCUAAUCGCGGUGGACGGUACAGUCAAGUAACUGGUCACUUUACAGCCAAGGAAAGUGGGGUCUACGUAUUUCAUUUUCACGCACUGUCUCGCUCGGAUGCUCACAUCUGGGUGGACCUGUAUCAUGACUACCAUUACAUUGAUUCUUUGUAUGGGGGCUCUGACGACGAAUAUGCAACGGGAAGUAACGCCGCAGCCUUAAAUCUAGUUGCUGGUGAUAUUGUGUUUCUGAAAUCUAGACAGUCUUCCAACUCGUAUUAUGGUGCACCAGAUCAAGUUUAUUGUACCUUUUCUGGAUACAAAUUAGAUACGACAGAAGAAUUUAUCAUUGGAAAUCCAGAUGUUGUAAUUGGGCGACUGUCAUUAUAAAAUAAAUAAAUUGAUAUAAAUUUCUCUUUAACAUGU